Molecule: messenger RNA, 315 nt
Organism: Brenthis ino (lesser marbled fritillary)
Lineage: Eukaryota; Metazoa; Arthropoda; Insecta; Lepidoptera; Nymphalidae
Source: the annotation of a GenBank genome assembly
AUGACAUCUGCAUCAUCAAGUAGCGCUCGAUCCUUAUUUGCUGAGUCGAAACAACGGCUGGCAGAGAGAGUUCAAGUUAAUAUGAAUAAUAUUGCUUCUCUCGCUCGUCAGAUACAGAGAGGUUCAAAAUCAAAUGAGCUCCUGUCAAAGGCAGCUCGAGACUUUGCAGCCACAGAACAUCUCAUGGAAGGUAGUGAAGAGAAUUUGAAAAAGAUGAAAUUAAUUGCUGUUCACAUGGGCUAUCAGUAUGACAAUAUAUUAGCAUCUGCUCAAAUGUUGACAGAAAUCAGUGAACAAGUUGCUACAAUGCAAAGA